GCAGCGGUAAAACUCGAAGCUCUGAACGCGGUCCGCUGUCACAUAAAUCUGUGCGUGGUCUCUGCGUGGGCUGAGCGGCUUUUCCCGGUGAGUGACAGAUUGAGCGUGAGGUCCUGAGCGCGCAUGAAUAAAAAGGGCUCUGAGAAAAAGCGCCAUGUGGUACCCUGGCUCAACAAAGCGGAGUGGGAGCAGGUUCGAGACAACCUUUUUUCCAUGGACUCCUCCCAGCAGAGGUUUGCGUUAGAGAGGAUAUCGGCGUGGAGGGCCAGGUGCACUGAUAGUUUCCCCCUGACCGUGGAAUCCACAGCGUACCUCGUGCGCUGCCAGAUGCGGGACCGCUCCGGACAGCUUACCGGAGAGGACUUGAUCAUGAUGUACGCGAUGGCCCUGGUAAAAUUUGUUCAUCUUACCUUGGAGUCCCGGCAGAGGAGAAGGGGCAAGCCGCUGAGGCAACUGGCUAGAAAGUUGAACAUCCCCGAGUGGGUGGUGGAUCUAAGGCACGAAAUCGUGCAUCACAAGUUUCCUUCUUUGAAAUUGUGCCGAAAGGGAUGUAAGGUGGUCCUGGAGUGGCUCCAGCAGGAGUUUUGGUCCAGACAGCCAGGAGGAGCCCCCGAUGAGCGCUGGGACCUGCAGUCGGAUGGCGAGGAUGAGGAAGCUGAUGUUAAGCUCAUCCAGGAGGAUGAGCUCGUUGCCAGGCAGAAAGAAGUGGACGCCUACAGAAAAGCUCGGGAGCUGCUGAUCUCUUAUGAGAAGGACCAGUACCAAGCUUCUGAUGAUGGGUCUUUUGAAGACAAGGACAAGAGCUUGUGGCAGGCCCCCUUAGCUGACAUGAGUCGGUUGCUGGGUAAGAUCAAGCAGUUUGCACUGGAGUCCAGUGAGCUUUUGAUUGAUGUGCUGCUGGAGGACGGAUUUCUUGUUCCCACCAUGGAGCAGCUGGAAACAUUAGGCUGUGCAACCUCUGACAGUGCCAGUCCCACUGAGCCCAGAGUCCCACAAACCUUCCUGCGUUUUUGGCUGCUCCUGCUGAAGAUGCUGAACUCUCCAUCUUUCAUUCACCUGUUCCUGGAGAAGCUCUUUGUGGAACUGAAGCUGCUCAGUAAAAAAGAGCCCAACGGUCACAGGUGUUUCUAUAUUUCUGCAUGGAUUUCAGAAGUGCUCCUCUGCAACAACAACAAAUCUGAAUAUCAUUUUGAGACAAAGUUGCAGAAGAAAGCCAGAAUGAAGGACAGGAUUUUUAUCAACCGCAUCCAGCUGAGGUGGCAGCAGCUUCUCUCUGCAUGUCUGGAUGCCCCCUGCAUCAGCACGCCUCACCUGAUCCAGCUCAUCCUGGAUGACAUGGAGCAUCCCCCCCCUCAGGAAACCAGAGAGAAGCUGUUCCAGCUCUGCUGCAUCUACACACAGACAGAGCGCUCCGAGGACAGCACACCUCUGCAGCAGCAGCCCAUAUAUACUGUGGAGAUGCUGCUGGACAAGAUGCAACACUCCUGGCAGGACGCCCGUCCCUUGCAUUCCUCACCGAUGGACACGGAGAGAAGUGAGGAGUGCAAAUGGGCAGAGGCUGCAUCCCCGGGGGCCUCAGCUCCAGCCCGGCCAGCUGAGGGCCUCCGCUGGAGCAACAGAGACCUCAACAGACUGAAAUGUGGACUGAAGCUGUUUUAAGUCUCAUUCCAGCCUCCGCUCACUCUUGUUGUGCUAGAAGCAGUUUUGAACAAAGACAAAAUGUUGUGGGAGCUUUAACCAUGAGCAUUAAUGAUGAACACCAGUGCAGAGCUGGGAAGGGAGAUGCACCCAGGGCUGUUCAUAAGGACAGCGGUAGACCUCAGAAAACCCUGGAGGGUGAUAAUCAGACCUACAUCCAGCUGCAGAGCCACACUAACAACCGCAGCAAGCCCCACCGUGAACGUAAACACCGGCAGACCAACAGACACGCCUCCAGCAGGGCAGAUACAGACAGAGGUAGCAGCGGCACCAGCAGUAGCAGCAAAUAUGGAGUCAUAAAGGGUUCAGAGUGGAUUUGAAACACGACUAUGUAAAACAGCUUAGCUAUUUAGCUCAGUUCAGUCAAUAAGCUUUGUAUAGCAGGAAAAUAGAGCGCGGGAAAGUAUCAGAAAUAAUAUCUUGAAUACCUUUUGGGCUAAGAUUUUGGUGCCCUGUUUUUGUUUACCUUGUUUAAGCAGAGACUUUAAUGCUGCAAUUGAAAGUGCCUUACUUAAACAAUCUAAAAGCAGCUUCAUUCAAACUGAGCAACCCGUUAUGUUACAGAAUUAAAGUUUUUUUUCAUUGCCACAGUUAAAGGUUUGAAUAAUUUUGUUCAUGAAUAUUCAAAAUUGUUCUUCAGUUUCUUUUUAGUGUAGAUCGUUUUCCCACAAGCAACAAAAAGGCUGUUUUCACCUAUGUAGCCCUAAACCGUAUGAAUCAUUAGAUCUCGUCUUUAACAUGCCAGUUCUCUAGUAAAAAAUGCAUGAUGUUUAAUUGUACAAAAUCAAGAAUAGAGAAUAUUCUGCUGAGUUCACAGUUAAUGAGGGGUCAUCCUGUUUCCUGCCUCCUGCACGCUAUAGUCAGGCAGUGCCCUCCUCACGACCACAGGGAGUUUGUCCGGGAGUCUAAAUGCAGCUGACUGGAAUGUCCUGCUGUCUGUUUUAUGUAAGUUAAAACAACAAUGGUCUAAUUCUGAUGAUUUUUUUAGAAGUUGUGUUUCAAAACAGCUGACAAAAAAUAAGAGACAGUAUGUUUCAGCUGGUAAUUUCACCAUAUUUUCCUUUUGGUAAUUUAAAAGCAUUCCCACUAUUUUUGAGAAAGAAAAGAGAGGUUUUCAUUAUUGUUUCGAGAGGCAAGCUUAAAAAAAGUCAUAUAUUAUAGUACAGGUAUUACCUUUUUUUAACAUACUGUAUUUUUUCAUUCAUCCAGUAGUGUACAUUAAAAAGAACGAGUGUAUCAAGCUUUUUAUAUGCUUCAUUUGUUUCUUUCUUUUAUCAAUCUUUUACUUUGAUUUCCAUAUUUUCAGUCUGAAAGGCCA
Messenger RNA from Pelmatolapia mariae (spotted tilapia), 3016 nucleotides. Its product is annotated as ribosomal biogenesis protein LAS1L-like. The record is from RefSeq and is a predicted model, not a curated record. Gene Ontology annotation, biological process: maturation of 5.8S rRNA; maturation of LSU-rRNA. Lineage: Eukaryota; Metazoa; Chordata; Actinopteri; Cichliformes; Cichlidae. The transcript has a single exon. The coding region runs from base 124 to 1659 and encodes 511 amino acids. Gene Ontology annotation, cellular component: preribosome, large subunit precursor; Las1 complex. Gene Ontology annotation, molecular function: endonuclease activity.